Messenger RNA from Exophiala mesophila, 732 nucleotides. RefSeq lists its product as uncharacterized. Lineage: Eukaryota; Fungi; Ascomycota; Eurotiomycetes; Chaetothyriales; Herpotrichiellaceae. The transcript has a single exon. The record is from RefSeq and is a predicted model, not a curated record. Bases 1 to 732 code for a protein of 243 amino acids.
AUGUCUGCAGACGGACAGCAAUGUCAACUCUCCCGAUUUAUCGGUAACCAGAUCGAUGGAGUUCCUGACGGGAGCCCAUUAUGUGCUCAAUCGGCAUCACCUGAGGAUCCAUUCAUGGCCAUGUCCAACGAAGGACCUCACCGCCCUUACCGAAUCCUCCAACCUUCCCAAGAGCUCGUCUCGGUCUUCAAUAGCUGCCGAAUAUCCUUGCAACGACAGCAGAAACAACGAAUAGAAGCCGCUGCCCAAUCCAAAGUCGUCCUUGAUCAAAAGAUUGCAAUGAACAUCACCAAACCCCUCGAGAAGGUUGAGUGUGGAACAGACACAGCACGAUUGCAGCGGGAUGCAAGAGGUGAACAUGGCUGUAGAGACCAAAAGCAGCUCUGCGACCCGUUCACACCACCAGCACAACUCGGACUCAGGCCCCGAAAUAAUCCUAGACCAUCUAUGAUCAGUCGCAAUCAGAAAGGCGGGCUAAAGGAUGCUGGGCAGAUACAUCAAACACCCACCCCGAGUAGUUGGAAUCCAGAACUACGUCCUCCUAUGACCACGAGUCCCAUGGCACUAUUUCUGGAGCAUAUUGAAUUGAAAGACAACAUCAAGGCUUUGACGAGCUUACUCAAAUAUCAUCUGGGAUUGAAUGAUGGUGAGGUCGAGUUUUUGGUUAAGAUGGAAAUGGCGAAGAUGGAGUUGAAGGGCUGGAGGGAUGGUUCUGAGGAAUAUGGAACGUGA